AGGAGUCACUGCCAUCACUGUCCUCACUGGCGGAGUCAACAUGAACACCUCCACACUCCUGGGCCGUCCCCUCCUGCUGGUGGUGGUGCUCGCGGUGUCCUGGGCCGCGGCUGUUCCUCUGCAAGCUGUCUCAGGGAAGGAAGACCUUAGAGAAGAUCCCGAGACCUUCUUGAGACAGCACCCGUCUAUCGCAAGAGAACUUUACCCAGACCUGCUGAACGCAGCCUCUGAAGUCAACCUCAUCUUGAACCGUGACGUUGCGCAGGGCGUGUUGAGGAAUUACUUGGCCGAGGAGGAAAUACAGCCCGAGGAGGAGCACGUGAGGAGGAGGAGGGACACGACUCUGUCCGGGAGUGUUGAUCACCAGGUUACUCCCAACGGGCAGUCUAUCACUGCCACUGGCACCGCUGAAAGGGCUUUUACCGAAAAUCACUCCAUCUACGGCACAGGCAGUGCCACCAGGACCAACGUCAACGGCCUGGGAGGCUUCAACACCUACGGUCUCGGAGGAGGAUACAUCUACUCGCCCAACGAUAACACCGACGUGCGCGCUGGCGCCCACAGGGUCUUCCACCCCAACGGCGGCACCACCACUGGCGUCUCGGGCACUCUGGAACAUUCAUGGGACAACAACCACUCGGUCAGCGCCGGCCUCGAGGCCAACAGACACGACAACGGGUUUAACACCGUCAACACCCAAAGCGCCGGAUUAAGCUACAACUAUUCGCCCAACAGGGACACAACCCUCAGCAUCGACGCCCACAGGUCCUACACCCCCUUCGGCAGGGACAAUAGAUUCGGACUCAACUUCAUCCACAGGUUCGGCGGAUAAGGUGCAGGUUACAACAAGGUCAUGGCUACUGUAUGGUGACGGCAUAACAAGCAGACUUUGUAGAAGAGACUCCUUCACUAGACGAAGUGAAUUCACCCGUGAAAUUAUUCGUCUCCCAAGCCACGCCCACGCAAGCAAACCAUCCACAUACAACAGGCUGCCGUUGAUCUCUUGUCCUUCACCCACGUCUUGUGUUCACCCAAUAUGAUCAGAAUGUCAUUUCUUACAUUAACAAAGACUGUUGUGCUCUAUAAUAAAUUAUAUAUUUUCAUUUA
This is a messenger RNA of Eriocheir sinensis (Chinese mitten crab), 1107 nucleotides long. RefSeq lists its product as uncharacterized. The transcript has 6 exons. The coding region runs from base 41 to 832 and encodes 263 amino acids. The record is from RefSeq and is a predicted model, not a curated record. NCBI's taxonomy places the organism in Eukaryota, Metazoa, Arthropoda, Malacostraca, Decapoda, Varunidae.